Molecule: messenger RNA, 1764 nt
Organism: Naegleria fowleri
Lineage: Eukaryota; Heterolobosea; Eutetramitea; Acrasida; Naegleriidae
Exons: 3
Coding region: 1-1764 (587 amino acids)
Biological process (GO): mRNA splicing, via spliceosome
Cellular component (GO): U2 snRNP
Molecular function (GO): U2 snRNA binding; protein binding
Source: RefSeq, a predicted model, not a curated record
AUGUCUCAAACCUUAUCAUCGCCCUCAUCCAUUCCAGAGUCGGGCUCAACGAAUCAAGACCCUGAAGCCUAUUCCUAUCUUUUGAAUAUGAGAUUUGAGUACAAUAUUUCAACACAUCAUUAUCCAUUUCAACGUCAAGGAAGUUCCUCUUCAUCGUUGCUCAGUGGCUGCAAUACAACAAGCACCUCAGAACCAACACCACUAACAAACAACAAUUACAACAACACCGCCACUUCACCUACUAAUCCAAUAUUAUAUGCUCCUGCAUUGAGGGGAGAUCUUUCAAGAGGUUUUGUGAGAUAUAUCGGAACUCUUCAAGAUCAACCCAAGACUCAACUUUUUGUGGGAGUUGAAUGGGAUUAUGAGGUGAGAGGAAAACACGACGGAGAACUCAAUGGUGUGAGAUAUUUCAAAACUAGUGAUGGGCGAAAGAGUGCAAGUUUUAUCAAACUCGAAACCUUUUUAAGAUAUUCCACAUUGGGUGUCGAUUUCUUGGAUGCUGUUCAUGCCAAAUAUAAGAAUAAGGAUUUCAGAGAGGAAGAAAUGUAUAUCUAUUCAGCAACAAAAAAAGACUCAAAUUUCAAGCUCGGUUUGCAAGAAUCAAAAGUUUCAAAAAUUCAGGAAGGAUUGGGCUCUCUUUUUGGCAAUGUAAAGUCCAUAGAUUUAACAGCAAAUUUAAUUACAUCAUGGUCUCAAGUUGAAAUCAUCUUGAAAGAAUUUCCAAAAUUGCAAAAUUUAAUCCUUUCAUCCAAUCGGUUCUCAUCAUUGGAAAUUCAAAACACUCAACCCUAUGUGAGCGUGAAAAUUCUUGUCAUGAAUGAUGUUGCCAUGAAUUGGGGAAUAUUUGCAGAGAAGAUAUUGCCUCUCUUUCCCCAAGUGGAGGAGGUUCAUUUUCGAGAUAAUAAUGUCACCGAUCAAGAUUUGGAAAGGACUUUGCUCAACUACAACUCUCUCAAGAGAAUCCAAUGUUUGAAUAGAGAGGAAUUCCCUUCAUUGAAGAGCCUCUCCGUCACAAACAAUAAUAUUGAAGAAUGGGAUUCUAUCAAUGAGCUCAACAAAUUUUCAUGUCUCGAGGAAUUGCGAUUGGACAAUAAUGCUAUUCAGGAAAAAUACGGAGUGACCAACACCCGACAAGGAGUUAUUGCAAGAAUCAAAUCUCUUCAAACUUUCAAUGGAAGCGAAAUUAAAAAGAAAGAACGAGAAGAUGCUGAAAAGUAUUAUCUUAAACAAUGCGGAAGAGACAAAAUGGCGCUAAUGAGCAGUGAAAGUAGUUCCAACAGUAAUUACAUGAAUUUUCUUGAAAUGCAUCCACGAUACGAGGAGCUUGUGUCCAUGUAUGGAGAUCCAUGUGAAAACGAGUCAUCAAGCUCGGCUACCACAAGAGUCAGCAAUGAAUUUGUUUCUUUGUACAUUAAGAACGUGGCUGCUUCAGUUGCUUCACAUGGUCACAUUGUUGAGAAGAAAAUUCCUUACGGUUUGACCAUCAAAAAACUCAAGCUCAUGUGCCAACGUUUAUUCAAACUUGAUACAUCUAAACAGCACCUCUUCUACGUCGAUGUUGGUCACUCAUUACCAGAACCUUUGAGUGACGAUUUCAAAGAUAUUGACUUUUAUGCUGUAAAAGAUGGAGGAACAAUAUUGAUGGAAGAAAUUGAUGAAGUGCAGGAGCAACGAAAAUUGGAGCUUGCAAAGAAAGAGAAGGAGCGUAGCUUGAAAGAACAGGAAGAGCAAGUGGCAAGAGAAAUGCGGUGGAAACAUUUGUAA